CACAGAAACACGCAUCACGUUAAGCGAUCACGUUGGUGCGUUAGUUUCCGGCCGCUCUCAGUCUCGGUGUGACCGCAGCGCGUAACCGUUCGGAACCGUUUUUUAACAGAAAUGUCGGGUGUAGUGCGAGGCCCCGCUGGGAACAACGACUGCCGCAUCUACGUGGGGAACCUCCCGCCUGAUAUCCGCACGAAAGACGUGGAGGACGUGUUCUACAAGUACGGAACGAUCCGGGACAUCGACCUGAAGAACCGGAGAGGAGGGCCGCCCUUCGCCUUCAUCGAGUUCGAGGACCCGAGGGACGCAGAUGAUGCGGUCUAUGGACGGGACGGUUACGACUAUGAUGGAUACAGGCUGCGGGUGGAGUUCCCUCGCAGCGGCAGAGGCUCCAGAGGCGGCGGCGGGUAUGGAGGGAUCGGUGGAGCCCCCAGAGGGAGAUACGGUCCCCCGUCCAGACGCUCCGAGUACAGGGUCAUUGUGUCAGGUCUUCCUCAGAGCGGCAGCUGGCAGGACCUGAAGGACCACAUGCGUGAGGCAGGUGACGUGUGCUACGCCGACGUUUUCAGAGACGGAACCGGGGUUGUAGAAUUUGUGCGCAAAGAAGACAUGACCUAUGCCGUUCGAAAGCUGGACAACACCAAAUUCCGCUCGCACGAGGGAGAGACUGCUUACAUUCGUGUGAAAUUAGACGGUCCCCGCAGCCCGAGUUACGGACGAUCACGCUCCCGCAGCCGUGGCAGCCGGAGCAGGAGCCGGAGUCGCAGCGCCAGCCGCAGCCGCAGCAAUUCCCGAGGCCGCGGCAGAGGAUCGCCACGCUACUCGCCUCGUCACAGCCGCUCUCGCUCCCGAUCCUAAAACUUCCUGACCCAUGUUUUGAUGUGUUCCUCCUCCUCCUCCUCCUCCUCCCCCCCUCCUCCCUGUUUUUACCUCCUUAUGAGUUUGUCCAGAUGUUGAUUUUUAAUUUUUUUUUUCCAUUUCAUGUCCCGAUGUCGUUGUGGACGAUCUUGGUAUGUAGAUGUAUCCUCUCUCCUCACCCUCUCUGUAGCCGCUUCGUCCUCUUGUCUCCUCCUUCCUGUUUCCUCCCACCUUUUGCAGCGGUAGAGAUUCUCGCUGCGCCGACCGUCAAAAACGCCGAGUUUGUGAAACUCUGUGCUUUUGAGUAUGAAAAUGACUUUUGUUGUUUUUUUUGUUUUCUUUUUUAAAAACACUCGUCUGUUGUUGGUUGGUUGGUUGGAUAAUGUGGGGUGGAUCAGUCUGGAUGGGAAGCUGGAUGCUUAACUGUAUUUUACCCUUGUGUCUUCCUUUAGACAUCUGAAGAGAAGGAUUAAAGUGAUUUGGAAUAAAA
Molecule: messenger RNA, 1345 nt
Organism: Solea solea (common sole)
Lineage: Eukaryota; Metazoa; Chordata; Actinopteri; Pleuronectiformes; Soleidae
Gene: srsf1a
Product: serine and arginine rich splicing factor 1a
Exons: 4
Coding region: 112-855 (247 amino acids)
Cellular component (GO): nucleus; cytoplasm; ribonucleoprotein complex
Molecular function (GO): mRNA binding
Source: RefSeq, a predicted model, not a curated record